Anastrepha obliqua is the source of this 3898-nucleotide messenger RNA. It is a transcript of the gene Stim, whose product is annotated as stromal interaction molecule homolog. Bases 575 to 3787 code for a protein of 1070 amino acids. Gene Ontology annotation, biological process: store-operated calcium entry; intracellular calcium ion homeostasis; activation of store-operated calcium channel activity. Gene Ontology annotation, molecular function: calcium channel regulator activity; protein binding; calcium ion binding. Gene Ontology annotation, cellular component: endoplasmic reticulum; plasma membrane. The record is from RefSeq and is a predicted model, not a curated record. Lineage: Eukaryota; Metazoa; Arthropoda; Insecta; Diptera; Tephritidae. The transcript has 12 exons.
AUGACGAGUUAGCAAGUGACGACGAAGGCAAAUGGCAAAUGCUAGCGCUAACGCUGUCGCAAACGGGCAGCUAAGCUAUCUGGCGCUGGCGUACUAGUGACAAUAGCAUUGGCAGUGGCAGUGGCAGCAGCGUGUGAUUUGUGUUGUUUUAUUAUUGCCAGGCAGCUUGUAUAAUGAUACAGGCUGUAACGAUGACAUAUAAUGCAGCAGCCGUACAAACAACAAAUACAAACCAGUGAAGAUGUACUGGGGCGUGUGCGGUGUGACUGAUACAUCAGGAAAUGUGAAUGAUCUACAUGCAAACAGUGUUCAAAGUGUGCAUUAAUAAAGGGCAAUGCAAACGACUUAAAAAAGCGCAUUGACCCGAUUUAUUAUCGGAUUCCAGAACUGAUCUGUGGUAGACGUUGUCUUCAAAAAACAAAAACAAAAAAAAUAAUAUUAUCCCUCCGGUAAACUUGCACAUCAACAUUUGUUAAUUGAUUCAGUAUUUACUAACUCACAGUUAGCUACUUUGCACACUGUUGGUGCAUCGCAUAUUUUUUAACUGCACUCAGGCAGCAGAGAACAACAGAUAAUGCAGCGUAAACUGUUGCUCUACGCGCUUCUCUUCUUAGCUGUGACGUCCCAAAAAUGCCAUGUAGUCGAAAGUGGCGGCCCACCCAGUGAUACGAUGGGCGCCAUUGCCGCGAAUCGCUACAAUGCUGAACAGCAACAGCAGCAGCAUCAUCUGCAUGCAUCGGCACAUCAUCAAGGUAGUACUGGCGGCGGUGGCGGUGGGAGUAACAGUGGUGCGCCGAUCCCCGCAGUGUCUUCAGCUGCGCAUGCCCAAUACCAUGCAUCUCCAUCGGGCAGUGGUCACAUGGAGCAUCGAAAUUCGUAUAAUCUUCUAAGUGAAGCCAUGUCACAGGCUGUCAGCAAUGAGUUCAGUUCAUUGGGCAGUGGCUCUGCUGAUGGUGCUUGCCAUGCAGAUGAUCUGGAUUGCUAUAGUGGAAAUCUGCAGGAUCGUUUGGGUAUGGAAGCUAUACGUACACUGCAUCGUCAACUCGAUGAUGACGACAAUGGCAAUAUCGAUUUGAGCGAAUCGGACGACUUUUUACGUGAAGAACUGAAGUAUGAUUCUGGAUAUGAGAAGCGUCAGAAAGCGUUCCAUUUCAACGAUGAUAUGCAUAUAUCGGUGAAGGAGUUGUGGGAGGCUUGGUUACGCUCGGAGGUGCACAACUGGACUAUGGAACAAACUACGGAUUGGUUAGCGCAAUCAGUGCAAUUACCACAAUAUGUUGAACUAUUUCGUUUGCAUAAAGUAACCGGAGCAACAUUGCCACGGUUGGCAGUGAAUAAUAUGCAUUAUGUGGGCAAUGUGCUGGGCAUAAAGGAUCCCAUUCAUAAGCAGAAAAUUGCGCUCAAAGCGAUGGAUGUUGUGCUUUUCGGGCCACCGCGUGAAACGGGCACACGAUGGAAAGAUUAUAUUUUAGUGACCUUAUUACUCAGUGCAAUUAUCGGCUGCUGGUAUGCAUAUCAACAGAAUAAAAAUGCUAAAAGACAUUUGCGACGGAUGGCACAAGAUAUGGAGGGACUGCAGCGUGCCGAACAAAGCUUACAAGAGAUGCAAAAGGAAUUAGAACGUGCUCGCAUGGAACAGGAAAAUGUUGCUACCGAAAAAAUGGACUUGGAACGUCGCCUGAAAGAGGCCCCCGCACUUUCAUCAUCCAGUUCAGAUCUGGAGGUGCAAAAGUUGAAAAAAGAAAUCGAAAUAUUGCGUACUGAGUUGUCGCGCGCUGAAAUCGAAUUGGUGGACAAUUGCUGGACACCACCACCACAACUACAAUCCUGGUUGCAGUAUACCUACGAGUUGGAGAGUAAAAACCAUAUGAAGAAGCGCAUUUCAGCCGAGAAACAAUUGCAGUCAGCGCGCGAAGCAUGUGAAAAAUUGCGCAAAAAGCGCUCAAGUCUAGUUGGUGCGUUUGUUUCGACGCAUGGGAAGAGUAUUGAUGAUGUGGAUCGUUCUAUUGUAGAGGCGCGCAAUGCACUCAGUGAAGUGACGAACGAAUUGCAGGAGCGCUUACAUCGUUGGAAACAAAUUGAAAACUGUCUUGGUUUUAAUAUUGUCAAUAAUAAUGGCUUGCAGUAUUUAGAAAAUGUGCUGUACAGUCGGAAUGGUGGCAGCAGCGUUGGUUCGAACAAGGGUUCACGAGGACGCAUCACGAGCAGCAGCGAUGACUUAGAUGAUGAAUCUGUGCAAGAACUUCUAUACAUUUAUCCAGGCAUGUUGGACAACUACAGCCGCAGUUCGGUUGGUUUAAGCGGUGGCAGCAGUGGCAUCCUAAACAACAACUCUAAUGCGUUAUGUGAUGAUUCAUCGGGUAGCGAGGAUGCUAGCGAGGGUCCAAUGCAUCCGCCGGUCCAAUUUAUAUUGGGUGGUGCACCCACGCCUUCUUUGAAGAACUCUACGUCAAUGACAUCGGCAUCCAGCGUUCCAUCACGUGCUUGUGCUGCCGCCACUCAUUCUCCGCAAGAUGCGACAACGCUUAACCAUAUCGGAACUAUUGGUAACUCAACGAAUGCUAUUGGAACGCCUGUGGCGACGCCUGUGCCAAUUACGACCCCACCGCCGUUACCACCACAUAAUAAUACACACAAUUCGAGUUAUUAUUUAAAUGAUAGCCUGGCUGGUGGUGACGACAGUCGUCAUAGUCCGUCUUCAUCUGAACGCUCCAUUCCGGUACCGCCACGUUUGAAGAAACACAAUUCGUCUAAUUUAGUUGUGUCACCAACGGCAGCAAUAUCAACAAUAAUACCUCCACCUAUACCACCGCCACCGCCAUUGCCACCACAUCUCGCAGUAGUCGGUAUUUUGAAUCGUGCACCACUUCCUCCACCUCGCAAGUCUACUCCGAGCCAACUUUUGCGAUCCCAAAGCACGGACCUGGUACCAAUGGAAAUCUACACGUUCCUUAAUAGACAACAGCAACAGCAUAACACGAAAUCGAGCGCUAACGGCAACAACAACGGCCUAUCUGCGGGACAGCAAUUCAUCGGUGGCGGAAGCGGAGUUGGCGGAAACAUUAGCGGAACCAACAGCAAGAAGAUGGUCAAGCAGCACAGCACAACUAGCCAACAGUCCACAUCGUCUACAUCAUCGUCCAUCCAUUCAACCCCAUCCGCACCAGCGGCUGUCGGCGCAGACGUACACAGCGGCAGCAGCAGUGGCGGCGGCAGCAAAGGACAAUCCCCUGGACGAUGGUCAUCAUAUGAGCGCAUCUUGCCAAUCCAUCAACAACAGCAGCAGCACGAACAUCAACUCCUUAUUUGGCAGCCAUUGCAGUCUGUGCAGCAACAGCAACUCCAGCACAAUCAGUCAACCAAUCAGCAUGGACCACAACAGCAGCAUGCACAACACACUGGAGACCAGGAGUCCUUCAAGCAGUCUCAGUACACAGCAACUGCUGGAAAGCCGCCAGCAAUCAACCAAUACCAACAGUUGCCCACUUCACUUGGCUUGCAGUCGCUGUGCCGGGAGACACAUCAGCAUGGGAAUGUUGACGCCACCGCCACCACCACAUCUACGUCAACUCUUGCGUCGGCACACAGUGAUACCCAAAUGGAGGAGCAACUGUUGCUCAACGCCGACAGCGCAAGUCUCGAUGGGGGAGGCACCAUCAAGAAGCGAAAACGACGCCUGCGCUUCCCUUUCGGCGGCGGACAUCGCAAAUCCGCCAGUAAUGCCAGCGCCAGUAGUGGCAGCACCGCAAGUGCUGGCGCCAAUCCCAGCUCAAACAAAAAUACAUAGCUCACAUAGCUCUGGCUGUUUGACUACAUCCUACAACGUUUUAGUAGGAGAUGUAGAGGAGACGGUAAGAAGGGACCGACAGCGACAAAGCGACGAUGACGACAAAAGGGA